This is a messenger RNA of Caenorhabditis elegans, 3510 nucleotides long. It is a transcript of the gene drh-3, whose product is annotated as Helicase ATP-binding domain-containing protein. The transcript is spliced from 15 exons. The record is from RefSeq and is marked reviewed. Bases 13 to 3372 code for a protein of 1119 amino acids. Gene Ontology annotation, molecular function: hydrolase activity; ATP binding; nucleotide binding. NCBI's taxonomy places the organism in Eukaryota, Metazoa, Nematoda, Chromadorea, Rhabditida, Rhabditidae.
AUAUUUUCGAUAAUGCAACCAACUGCAAUACGUUUAGAAGAUUACGACAAAUCGAAGCUUCGCCUUCCGUUUGAGUCUCCAUAUUUUCCAGCGUAUUUUCGUCUUCUCAAAUGGAAAUUCCUUGAUGUAUGCGUGGAGAGUACACGAAACAACGAUAUCGGAUAUUUCAAACUAUUUGAAUCGCUGUUCCCGCCAGGAAAAUUGGAAGAAAUUGCCAGAAUGAUCAUUGACGAGCCAACUCCAGUUUCUCAUGACCCGGACAUGAUUAAAAUCAGAAAUGCCGAUCUCGACGUUAAAAUCAGAAAACAGGCAGAAACAUACGUUACAUUGCGUCACGCACAUCAGCAGAAAGUUCAAAGGAGAAGAUUCUCGGAAUGUUUUUUGAACACUGUUUUGUUCGAUGAGAAGGGACUCAGAAUUGCUGACGAAGUGAUGUUUAACUACGAUAAAGAACUUUAUGGAUACUCACACUGGGAAGAUCUUCCUGAUGGCUGGUUAACUGCUGAGACUUUCAAAAAUAAAUUCUACGAUGAAGAGGAAGUUACCAAUAAUCCAUUUGGAUAUCAGAAGCUUGAUAGAGUGGCUGGAGCUGCACGUGGAAUGAUUAUUAUGAAGCAUCUGAAAUCGAAUCCACGUUGUGUUAGUGAAACUACAAUUCUCGCUUUUGAAGUAUUUAACAAAGGUAAUCAUCAACUAUCAACUGAUUUGGUCGAAGAUUUGCUAACCGAAGGACCAGCGUUCGAGCUGAAAAUCGAGAAUGGAGAAGAGAAAAAAUAUGCUGUGAAGAAAUGGAGUCUUCAUAAGACUCUCACCAUGUUUCUCGCAAUCAUCGGAUUCAAAUCGAAUGACAAAAAAGAGAAAAAUGAACACGAAGAGUGGUAUUACGGAUUUAUUGAUGCAAUGAAGAAUGAUCCAGCUAAUCGAGCGGCUCUCUACUUUUUGGAUAAGAACUGGCCAGAAGAGCUUGAAGAACGAGAGAAAGAACGUGACCGUAUCCGCCUUACCCUACUGAAAAGUCAGCGGACUAACGAGGAAGCUGUCGGCGAGGAUGUUUGCACGACAAUACGUCCACAACCGAAAGACAGCGGCUACAAUCCAGAUGCGGUGGUUACUGAACUUGUAUUGCGUACUUAUCAAGAAGAACUUGUCCAACCGGCUCUCGAAGGAAAGAAUUGUGUUAUUGUUGCUCCGACUGGUUCUGGUAAAACAGAAGUGGCAAUUUAUGCGGCUCUCAAACAUAUUGAAGAACGAACAUCCCAAGGAAAGCCUUCCAGAGUUGUGCUCCUUGUGCCGAAAAUCCCGCUUGUCGGUCAACAAAAAGACAGAUUCCUGAAGUAUUGUAACGGAAUGUACGAAGUUAAUGGUUUUCAUGGAUCCGAGAGCAGUGUCAGUGGAACAGGACGUCGUGAUGAAGUAAUUGCUACUCAUGUAUCAGUUAUGACUCCUCAAAUUCUGAUCAACAUGCUUCAAUCGGUACGUCAAAAUGAGCGUUUGUAUGUGAGUGAUUUCUCAAUGAUGAUCUUCGAUGAAGUACAUAAAGCUGCAAAAAAUCAUCCAUAUGUGUUGAUUAAUCAAAUGGUUCAAGAAUGGAAGUAUGAAAAACCACAAAUCAUUGGUCUGACAGCUUCAUUGAGUGUCAAAGUUGAUGGACAAAAAGACGAGAAUCAGAUGCUUAAUGAUAUUUAUAAUAUGCUCGCAUUGAUCAACGCUCCACAUUUGAGUACAAUCACUCGCCAAUCGAGCAUAGAUGAGCUCAAUGAGCAUGUUGGAAAACCAGAUGAUUCUGUCGAACUAUGCUUGCCUGCCAAAGAAAAUAUCCUUCGAGAUUACAUCGAACGAUACCUUAACCACGCCCAUGGCAAAUUUCUCGAAGAAUUAGCAAGCAUGUCUAAAUCAACUGGCCGCAACAACACUAUCCCACCGAAUAUGAUUAACACGUUUAAAAAGAAUCAACCGAAGAAUUAUGAGUACUACGAUUCAUUACUUCAAGGUAUUAUUCAAGAGUUGAACAAAUUGAAUGUUCCUGAGAAAUGGAAUUCUCAAACUUGGGCGAAAUACAUGAAGGUAUAUCUCGAAGCUCGCGGAAUCGUUGAUCUGAUGCCUGCGAUGGUUGCAUUCAAAUACAUGGAAAAAGCUAUUGGGAAAUUGAAUGAAAGUCAUUCAGAGACAGUCGAAUACAGCACCUUCAUCAAAGACCAUGAUACUUUGAAACAAACAAUUCAAUCCGUUGAACCAGAAAUUGUUCUACGUCUCAAGAAUACACUCACCAAUCAGUUCCACGUGGCUCCUGAAUCUCGAGUUAUUAUUUUCGUAACACAAAGAAGCACCGCUCAACGUGUCAGUGAUUUCUUGAACGAAUCUAAAGUUUUAGAUCAAUUUGGUAAUUAUGGUGAACAAAUGGUUGGAUAUGUUCUCGGAACAAACAAACAGGGCGCUGUACAGCAGACUUCACAAGAACAACAAUUGACACUUGAUAAAUUCAACAAUGGAAGACUUAAAGUAAUUGUGGCAACGUCAGUUGUUGAAGAAGGUCUCGAUGUUACUGCAUGUAAUCUUAUUAUCAAGUACAACUGUUCAUCAGGAUCAGCCAUUCAACUUGUUCAACAAAGAGGUCGUGCACGUGCCAAAAACUCUCGUUCUGUGCUUUUAUCAGUGAAGAGUAGUAUCAAUGAAACCGAGACUAACGCGUUAAUCUCUGAAAAGUAUAUGAGACUUUGUGUGAAGAAGAUCACAGAGAAUGGCGAGAAACAAUUGGCUGCAGAAGUGAAACGAGUCGCUGAACUAAAUGCGGCUGAAAGGAAACGAAAUCUGGAAGAGCAACUCAAUUUGAGAUUACGACAUGAGAAUAAGAUUUAUAAAUUGAUGUGCAGCAAUUGUUCAAAAGAGUUCUGCAAGAGUAUUUAUAUCAAAAAAGUGUUCUCGAAUUACAUGGUGUUCGAUCCAAGUGUAUGGAGAUUUUUGCAUGUUGAAUCGAAGCGAAAGGUGAGUAAGUACUUGAGUGAGGACAAUCAACCACUCAGUGAUAUCAAAUGCUUCCAUUGCAAGUUGGAUGUUGGAAGAGCUUACAAAAUAAGAGGAACCUAUUUGCCGCAACUCAGUGUCAAGGCGUUGACAUUUGUUCAAGAAUCAGACUAUUCCUCGAUGACAAAAGCAAAAUGGUCGGAUGUGGAACAGGAUCUGUUUUAUAUUUCAGAAGCAAUCGAGGAUGACUUUAGAAUCAUGUUGAAUGCGCUCUCCGAUACUGAAGAAAAUAUCGAAAAGAAGAUUGUUCUUGAUUUGGACUCACGACAACACAAUAAGCAACUCGAGAUGAAGAGAUUCCAUAUUCAACAAGAACCACCAACGAAGGGAGUUGCACCAGAAGCUCAAUGAUCAUCUCAAGGAUUUCCAACUUGUACGAGAAUUCAAUUUUUCUUAAUCUUUUUUGUUAUUUUAAUAUCAUUCAUCGUGUUCUAUUUACCGAGCAAUUUUCAUUCGAUCUCUUGAAUAAUAUAAAGCUCUAUUUAGUUU